CCUUCACUUUUAUUUAAUUUAACCUAUACAUACAACUUACAUACAUAACAUCCACACAACACAAACCUCUCGCUCUCUCGUCUCUACAUACUUUCUUACCUGCCGGCCACAUUACAUACAACACACACACACUAAUAGAAGAUAAUGGAGAGUAAUGGAAGUAGAAGAGGUGGAGGUAGUUUCGUGUCGAUUUCGCCUUCUCAGACUCCCAAAUCGAGUGAGAAAGCGAUCAGAGAUCUGCGAUCCGAAGGCGGAAAUGCCAGCUUCAAGCAUGACAGUAGAGGAGAAAAAGGUGUCAAUGUUCAAGUCAUUGUCAGAUGCAGGCCUUUGAGUGAGGAUGAAAUUAAGGCGCAUACACCGGUAGUUAUUACGUGUACUGAGAAUCGCAGAGAAGUUUGUGCAGUCCAGAAUAUUGCUAGUAAGCAGAUUGAUAGAAGCUUCAUGUUUGACAAGGUCUUUGGUCCUGCAUCCCAACAAAAGGAUCUGUAUGAGCAGGCUGUAUCGCCUAUUGUGUACGAAGUUCUUGAGGGAUAUAAUUGCACUAUUUUUGCCUAUGGGCAGACGGGAACAGGAAAAACAUAUACAAUGGAAGGAGGUGGGAGGAAAAAGAAUGGGGAGUUUCCUAGUGAUGCAGGUGUUAUUCCAAGAGCUGUUAAGCAAAUAUUUAAUAUAUUAGAAUCUCAAAAUGCUGAGUACAGCAUGAAAGUUACUUUUCUUGAGCUGUACAAUGAGGAGAUAACUGAUCUUUUGGCUCCAGAAGAAUUUUCAAAAUUCAUUGAGGAUAAAUCUAAGAAACCCAUAGCACUAAUGGAGGAUGGGAAGGGAGGUGUUUUCGUUCGAGGACUGGAAGAGGAAAUUGUAUGCACUGCAAAUGAAAUUUACAAAAUUUUGGAAAAAGGUUCUGCUAAAAGGCGUACAGCGGAGACCCUUCUUAACAAACAAAGUAGCAGGUCUCACUCAAUAUUUUCUAUCACAAUUCACAUUAAGGAGUGUACUCCAGAAGGGGAAGAAAUGAUAAAGUGCGGGAAGCUCAAUCUUGUUGACCUAGCUGGUUCUGAGAAUAUUUCACGUUCUGGUGCAAGAGAGGGGCGAGCAAGGGAAGCUGGAGAGAUUAACAAAAGCUUGCUUACACUUGGUCGAGUUAUAAAUGCACUAGUGGAGCACUCCGGCCAUGUACCAUAUAGGGAUAGUAAAUUGACUAGGUUAUUGAGAGAUUCCUUGGGAGGGAAGACAAAGACAUGCAUAAUUGCCACAAUAUCACCCUCGGUCUAUAGUUUGGAAGAGACACUAAGCACUUUAGAUUAUGCACACCGUGCUAAAAAUAUCAAAAACAAACCAGAGAUCAAUCAGAAAAUGAUGAAAUCGGCAAUGAUCAAGGACUUGUACUCUGAGAUCGAUAGGCUUAAACAAGAGGUAUUUUCUGCAAGAGAGAAAAAUGGAAUUUACAUACCAAAAGAUCGCUAUCUUCAGGAUGAAGCAGAUAAGAAGGCAAUGGCUGAAAAGAUUGAGCGCAUGGAACUUGAUUUUGAAUCAAGAGACAAGCAAUUUAUGGAGCUCCAGGGACUUCACAAUUCUCAGCUGCAACUAACUGCAGAAUUAAGUGAUAAGCUGGAGAAAACUGAGAAAAAGCUUCAUGAAACAGAACAUGCAUUGGUUGAUCUUGAAGAAAGACAUAGACAAGCAAAUGCAACCAUCAAAGAGAAAGAAUAUUUGAUUUCUAAUCUUAUCAAGUCAGAGCGAUCACUUAUCGAGCGGGCAUUCGAGCUACGAGCAGAGCUCGAGAGUGCUGCAUUAGAUGUGUCUAACCUCUUCACCAAAAUUGAGCGCAAAGACAAGAUAGAAAAUGGAAAUAGAAUCCUUAUUCAGAAAUUCCAGGCUCAGCUAUCCCAACAACUUGAAAUCUUGCACAAGACUGUGGCAGCUUCCGUCACACAACAAGAGCAGCAAUUGAGAGCCAUGGAGGAGGACAUGCAAUCAUUUGUAUCCACAAAGGCAGAGGCUACCGAAGAACUUAGAGAAAACCUAAUAAAGUUAAAAACCAUGUACGGUUCUGGUAUUGGAGCUUUGGAUGACAUAGCAGGGGAGCUUGAUGAAAAUUCCAAGUCAACAGUUGGACAAUUGAACAAUGAAGUCUCUAAACAUUCAUCUGCUCUUAAGGAUCAUUUUAAAGAAAUAGCUUCCGAGGCUGAUACGCUUCUUAAUGAUCUUCAAAGAAGUCUCUACAGUCAGGAGGAUAAAAUGACUUCUUAUGCACAACAGCAGCGAGAAGCACACUCCAGGGCCAUGGAAACUACACGAUCAAUUUCUCAGAUUACUGUUAACUUCUUCAAUACAUUAGACACACAUGCAUCCAAUUUGAGCCAGAUUGUGGAGGAAGCACAAACAGACAAUGACCAGAAAUUGUCUGAACUUGAAAAGAAGUUUGAGGAAUGUGCCGCAAAUGAGGAACGACAACUUUUGGAGAAGGUUGCAGAACUACUUGCCAGCUCAAAUUCCAGGAAGAAGAAACUGGUUCACACUGCAGUCACUAGCCUUCGAGACAGUGCAGCCAGCCGGACCAACAAAUUUCAACAAGAGAUGUCAACCAUGCAAGAUUCAACAAGUUUAGUUAAGGUCGAAUGGUCGAGCUACAUUGGCAAAGCUGAAACACAUUAUACCGAGGAUACUGCUGCAGUGGAGAGUGGAAAGAAAGAUAUCGAGGAAGUUCUCCAGAAAUGUCUACAGAAGGCAAAAAUGGGACAAAAGCAGUGGAGCAGUGCUCAAGAAUCCUUACUUAGUCUGGAGAAAACCAAUGUUGCUUCCGUUGAUGACAUAAUAAGGGGAGGAAUGGAUGCCAAUCAAAUAUUACGUUCUCGCUUUUCCACUGCUGUGUCAUCUGUUCUUGAAGAUGCAAAUAUAGCAAGCAGGAAUUUCAUUUCUUCCAUAGACCACUCGUUGCAACUCGACCAUGAUGCAUGUAGUAAUCUUGAUUCUAUAAUUACACCCUGCUGUGGAGAAUUAAGGGAGUUGAAGAGCGGACACUACCACAAGACUGUAGAGAUCACAGAAGACGCAGGAAAAUGCCUCCUGACUGAAUACGUGGUGGAUCAACCCUCAUGCUCGACACCCAAAAAAAGAUCAUUUAAUCUUCCAAGCAUCACAUCUAUUGAAGAGCUUAGAACACCUGCAUUUGAGGAGCUGCUGAAGUCAUUCUGGGAAUCAAAAGCUUCGAAACUUGCAAAUGGAGAUAUAAAGCAACACAUUCUAGGGGACUCCCGAGUUCCCCUUACUGCUAUUAACUAAAAACAGGUGGGGGAGCAACCAGGAUAGGACUCUGUACAGUACAUGCAAGUAUAUGUUAGUCGAAUAUAUGGAUUGGAAGGCAUGUGGGAUAUGUAUUAUGCAUUUCCCUUGCUGUAUUAUUUUUUUCUUUCUACCACCUAUAUAUAGAGUACUACUUUAGAAAAUGGGAGUUUCAGUUUAUUGAAACAAUCCACAUUGUAGUGUGCUUCUACUUCACCCGCUAAGAUUUAAUAUUCAUUUUGUUAAACUGAAGUACUGAACCAUUUGAGAGUUGUGAAUGAGAUAUCGACCGAUGCUCUAUUUA
This is a messenger RNA of Daucus carota subsp. sativus, 3586 nucleotides long. Its product is annotated as kinesin-like protein KIN-5D. Gene Ontology annotation, cellular component: mitotic spindle; spindle microtubule. The transcript is spliced from 23 exons. Gene Ontology annotation, molecular function: plus-end-directed microtubule motor activity; microtubule binding; ATP binding. NCBI's taxonomy places the organism in Eukaryota, Viridiplantae, Streptophyta, Magnoliopsida, Apiales, Apiaceae. The coding region runs from base 145 to 3282 and encodes 1045 amino acids. The record is from RefSeq and is a predicted model, not a curated record. Gene Ontology annotation, biological process: mitotic spindle assembly; microtubule-based movement; spindle elongation.